This is a messenger RNA of Pectinophora gossypiella (pink bollworm), 1478 nucleotides long. Its product is annotated as WD repeat-containing protein 18. Gene Ontology annotation, biological process: rRNA processing; DNA-templated DNA replication. Gene Ontology annotation, cellular component: nuclear pre-replicative complex. The record is from RefSeq and is a predicted model, not a curated record. NCBI's taxonomy places the organism in Eukaryota, Metazoa, Arthropoda, Insecta, Lepidoptera, Gelechiidae. The transcript has a single exon. The coding region runs from base 146 to 1462 and encodes 438 amino acids. Gene Ontology annotation, molecular function: protein binding.
UAGCUGUCCCUUUUUUGUGAAACACCUGUUGCAAAAUUCGUUUCAUAUGAAACAUAAUUUGGCAAAUUUCAAAACCACAUGUACUUGCUAUCAAAAUUGUGAACAAAACUUUGAAAAAUAGAUGUGUUAAGUAACCGAGUAAAUAAUGGCCAACUUGCUGGAAGUGUUAGUGACGUGCGAUUCGAACAAUACAUUAUGGAGCUGCAGUGUUUGGGAUCCUCAUACGGGCACCAGUUUGAUGUCUUACAAAGGCGGCGGAACUGCACAAUCAAAAACCCUCUCCUUCAUAGGUAGUGAUUAUUUGGCGGCAGUUGAGAAGACAAAGCCAGUAUUACACGUUUGGCCUUUGAAUUCACAGCAAACUGUACAAGGAAUGAGGUUCAUUCUGCCAGGGAAAGCAAGUGCUUUUGCAUUUACUCAAGAUGGAUCGUUCUGUGUAGCUGGCAUUGACGAGAAAAUUUAUUUAUGGCAAGUGAGUUCGGGGAGCCUUUUGACCAUCUUAAAUCGUCAUUAUCAAAAAGUGGUCAUGUUAAAAUUCACCCCAGACGGAAAGUACUUUAUCUCCGCUGCUGAAGAUGGUAUGGUCAUGGUUUGGUCACUGACCACUAUUGCUGCUCAUCCAGAAGUAGAACUAGUGACUCAGCAAACAGCUGGUCAACAUGACCCUGUAUACAUGUUCUCAGACCAUUCCCUACCUGUAACUGACUUGUGUGUUAGUAAAACAGGAAUACAUGGCCGUCUGUGCACUGUGUCUAGUGAUAGAACCUUCAAAAUCUACGACUUAGCUACUGGGACAUUACUUUUGAAUGUAGUCUUUGAUGCACCACUGUCUUCAGUCACUAUGGAUGUGUUAGAAUUAAACUGUUUUAUAGGAACCACUGAAGGAAAAAUACAUCAAUUGAAUCUGACAAAUGCUCCUAGAAACCGUGAUGUUGUAUAUGCCGAUGCUGAAAAAAAUUGCCCCACAUUUAAAUCACACACAAAAGCUGUGACAUGUCUAUCAGUAUCACUUGAUGGAGAAACAUUGAUGUCAGGAUCAAAUGAUGAUCAAAUUAUUCUGUGGCACAUAAGAAGUAAGCAACCAACAAGGAUUAUUCAACACAAGGGUCCUAUAACUAACGCUUUCUUCAGUGUUAACUACCCAGCGAUUUAUAAACUUCAGUUUUCCCCAAACAUUGUUUUACAUAGUCUGGACAGAUCAAUGGAAAAAGAAGGUGAUGAGGUGCCUGAACUUGAAAUACUUACUAAUAAAAAUAUAGAAUUUUGGCCUAAACAAUUUGAAACUGAAUCAGACUCAAACACAUGUAUGCCAUCAGAACAAAAGCAUGAUGAUAAAAUGCUACAAGAGAUGGAGAAACUAAAAAAGAUAAAUGCAAAUCUGUACGCUUUAUCUAUAGAAAGAGCAUUGAAUUUUCCAUUGAUUAAUACAGGUAGUAAUAAGAAACGCAAGGAGAAGAAAUAAAUAAUUUUGUAACUUU